Paramisgurnus dabryanus is the source of this 2316-nucleotide messenger RNA. RefSeq lists its product as uncharacterized. NCBI's taxonomy places the organism in Eukaryota, Metazoa, Chordata, Actinopteri, Cypriniformes, Cobitidae. The record is from RefSeq and is a predicted model, not a curated record.
CCUGACAGUAAAGUCGUGUUUUCAACACAGUUAUAUAACAUUCCAAGUAUUUCGCAGAGGUUGGUUGUAAAAAUGACCAAAAUUUACUUAAAUGUUGGUAGGGAUAUCAAUGCCUAAAUCUACGCCUGUUGUUUGGUUCCAGAAACGCAUUGAUGUCAUUGUGUUUCUAAUCCAAUCGUUUGAGAAGGGUUCUCGAGAAGGUUAUAGGCUUGGUGUAGUUUUGCAUAAGAGAGCACACAUGAUCCAAGAAUGAAAGGACAGCAAGUAUUUUAUCUACUUAUCCAAGCUGUUCUGCUGUAUGAGACUUUGGCAUGGGAAGUGAGAAUGCCAACAGAAAUUCAUGGCCUCAAAGGUUCCUGUCUGGUUAUACCGUGCUCUUACUCUUACACUUCAAACCCACCAACUAACCCACGUAGAGUUGUGUGGUAUCAGUGGGUCUCUCGUGGUUACCCUUUAGUUUGUGAUCCCUUAAAUCCAGACAGUGUCAUUGACAAGUUCAGAGGAAAAACUGAUUUGUAUAACCCUACAAACUCAGAUUGGGAUUGUAGUCUGCUGAUCAAAAGCGUGGAUUUGUCUCACAAUGGAGAAAGAUUACAUACAUGGAUUGACCCAGAAAAUAUUGGAUGGCGCACCUAUGAAUUUUAUGACGUCACCUCCACGAUUAUUGUUGACACAAAUCCACAGCAGCCCAUCAUUAAUAUUUCUGGAGGUUUAAAGAUCGGUGACAGCAUUACAGUAGCGUGUUACACCUACCACACCUGUCCAUACAGCAAACCAAACAUCAUUCUGAACGGUAUUGAAGGAUCUGAUGUAAUAGAUGACGUCCUUAUGGAAAAUGGUCAAUGGAAAACCACUCGGACACGCACUGGUGUUGUGAAGGCUGAACACUCAAAUAUUGAGUGUACUGUAACACAUCAUGGAGGCAUAACAGCAAGAGCUACAAAAUGUGUUCUGCCGUGUGAGACUUUGGCAUGGGAAGUGAAAAUGCCAACAGAAAUUCAUGGCCUCAAAGGUUCCUGUCUGGUUAUACCGUGCUCUUACUCUUACACUUCAAACCCACCAACUAACCCACGUAGAGUUACAUGGUAUCAGUGGGUCUCUCGUGGUUACCCUUUAGUUUAUGAUCCCUUGAAUCCAGACAGUGUCAUUGACAAGUUCAGAGGAAAAACUGAUAUAUAUAGGCAUAACAACUCAGAUCAAGAUUGUAGUCUGCUGAUCAAAAGCGUGAAUUCGUCCCACAAUGGCGAAAAAUUAUAUACAUGGAUUGACCCUGAAAAUAUUGGAUGGCGCACCUAUAAGUUUUUUGAUGUCACCUCUACAAUUAUUGUUGACUCAAAUCCACAGCACCCCAUCAUUAAUAUUUCUGGAGGUUUAAAGACCGGUGACAGCAUUACAGUAGCGUGUUACACCUACCACACCUGUCCAUACAGCAAACCAAACAUCAUUCUGAAGGGUAUUGAAGGAUCUGAUAAAAUAGAUGAUGUCGAUAUCAAACAUGGUCAAUGGAAAAUCACUCUGACACGCACCGGUGUUGUGAAGGCUGAACACUCAAAUAUUGAGUGUACUGUAACACAUCAUGGAGGCAUAACAACAAGAGCUACAAAAUCACAAAGUGCCAAAUGUGUCUAUUCUAGUAUAACCAUUGAGCCUAAACAGGCAGCAGAUAUCAUAGAGGGUGUUGAUAUGAACUUCACUUGUACCGUCCACCAUUCCUGCCAGACGAAUCCUCCGAUCCUCUCCUGGAACUAUGAGAACAUGUCGGUCAAUUAUGAUACAAAACAACUUACAGGGUUUGAAUGGGCCACCUUUUCCACCAUAAAAUUUUUGGGGGAAAAGAAAGAUGAUGGGAAGAAAUUAAUCUGCACUACAAAUAUUUCUGGACAGAAGAUCACAGCAUCUGUCGACUUACAUGAACAACAUUCUUCAAAACCAGUGACUCCAGUCCAGAGUAAAUCUGUUUCCCAGAAUGAACCUGAUGUGAUGACCUUUGACUUGAAGACAAUUGGGCUUUACAGUCUAGCCUUCUCAUUUGCUUUGCUUCUCAUUUGCAUAUUUGCUGGAGUCAUCAUAUACAAGAAGUGUAACAGGUCAAAUGAGCUGUAUGCAUCAUCAGCAGAUGAGACUGAGUCAGAUGAGAUUUUUAAACCCGGUAACCAUCACCAAAGAGUUAGUGAAAAUUCUGCACUAUUCAACUUGGAAGACCUCAACAUUUAUGGAAACGUCAAAUAAAAAUGUUCCAUAUCACCUGCAAAAAGUGCCCAAUACAGUGUUUGAAACAGAAAAAGUCAAACAUAUAUUUUAAUUAAUAUAAAAAAA